Messenger RNA from Polyodon spathula (Mississippi paddlefish), 2211 nucleotides. Its product is annotated as biogenesis of lysosome-related organelles complex 1 subunit 4-like. The record is from RefSeq and is a predicted model, not a curated record. Lineage: Eukaryota; Metazoa; Chordata; Actinopteri; Acipenseriformes; Polyodontidae. Bases 103 to 837 code for a protein of 244 amino acids. Gene Ontology annotation, cellular component: BLOC-1 complex. The transcript has 5 exons.
AGCUAGUAAUCUGACUUUACCCUUUCCGGGAGGUGUGUGCGGUUUUUCAGACGCACCGUACACACUAUAGAAAGUCGUCUGACCGCUGUAGCCUGCAGGAUAAUGCAUCAUUAUUAUCCUGCGGAAGCGCGUCGGAGUCGUCCGUGCAAAAAGAGGAAGAGAGACCGUUUCAAUUGCAAUUUGAAGCUGCCAGCUGCAAGUGUUUGCUACAUUGCCGAGAUGGAGAAUUCAGUGGAUUAUUCGAGUAAAACCAGGGCUGAGGCGAGCAACGCAGGGACUCAGCUGCAGCGUAUGGAAGAAGGAGGAAUAGAGAUCGGACCCACUGAUACUGCGGAGGAUAAAAACAAGGACCAGUCUGUGGGAGAAGGAUGUGAUGAGGAAUACUGUGUUUAUUUAACCAGAGAUGCCAGUGAGGAGGUUACAGGCUUGCGGGAAAGCGUGGACGAGAUGCUGACGAGACUCGACGAGUUCUGUGGAAUGCUGGACAUGAUACGCAAGGACUCUUCAGAGAUUCUGGAUCAACACAUCCCUUAUAUAACAAUGAAAACGGCUGAAAUGAAGAAUGUUUAUGCCAAAAUUGAUAAGAUCGAGGCGUUUGUGCAGAUGGUGGGGACCAGCAUAGUGUUCCUGGAAGAGCAGCUUCUUCAAGCGGAAAAGGAGCAUCGGGGGCUCCCUAAGACCGUCCGCAAAAUACUGCAGACAUUCAGAGCGCCUGCCAGCUUAAAGAAACGCGAAUCAGCAACGCGGAAGUCCUACGAACUGCCAGUCCUGUUCCGAACAGAAGAGUUCUUCACGGCAGAGCCUGGCAGUGCAGAGAUGAAGAAACCAAAUAGCUGACUCCUGUGCUUUGUGUUUAAUGUAGUGCUAUAUUAACAUUUACUUAGAGAGGCAGCUAGGGGGAAUUCUUCCCACUUUGGGCCAAGAAUGUGUGGCUAAACUAAUUUGCUUUUUGAAACAAGGUUCACAAUUCAGUCAGGGUUAGUAUAUAUGCUAGAGUAUUACAUUGAACCAAAAAAAAAAAUUCACAUUUUUGAUCUCAGUGCUCAAGUAGUGGCUGUGCUGCAUGCCUGUUUCUCACAGUCUGUUGGCAAGCAGGAAUAAAGGAAGCUUCCGUCCCUUUGGGAUAGUAAACAAACUGGAUUGUCAUCACAGUUCAGAUAAAAUUGUGCACAGAAUAUAUAGUCAAUAUUUGUUUAUGUAAAACGAAAUGUGAUUGUAAUACUACUGCUUUACAAUUGUUUUCUCUUAGGGCACCUUGCGGACAGACUGCUGGUAAUAAUAAAAAGAAAUAAAAACUAUAGAUGUAAUUUUGACAUCUGGAGAUGCAUGACCAAAAUGCUACGCUAAUGCUACUCUAAUGCUACGCUUAUUAAAUGAAGACCUUUUUCACAGUGUAAGGUCUGCUGCAUUUUCAUUUAGCUUUGACAAAGACAUAAGUUAUUGUGCCAGGACAUGCUCUUCAGUAUAUUUUUUUCACAUCCUGAAUUAUGAUUACUAUAGCCUAUAACCAGCAGUACCAAAGUGACUCCUGGGGUUCUGAGAAUUGUGAUGAAACAGAAUGGUGAAAAUAUCACUUCUCUUACUGUUUUCUGUAGACAGUAAUAAUCUUUACAGCCCCAUACUUAACUUGCAAAAUCUUACAUAUAGAACAAAAACAAAGGCACACUCAACUUAGGGUGUAGUUUUAAAUUUUCAAUCAUGAUUGUUUCUUAUUGCCCUUCAAAUACAGGGACUCGCUGACCAUAUAACUAGCCUAGUAGAAAAGUGACACUCGACCUCACAAACUGGUAGUUGACGUCGCACAUCACAUGAUUAUGAUAUAAUAGUGACGCGUGCGGUUACAGGUAUAUGCAAAUGAAGUUGCAUAAACAUAUAAAUUACAUUGCAGAACAUUAACAACUACAACGUGUAAUAUGUACAACAUGUAUUAUAAUGUACAGCGCAGUGUUACGAAACACUACGCUCACACAUUACCAAAUACACGAUUUAUUAAGAUUUUUAAAGUGACUACUCCACCUAUUUGACUUUUUUUUUAUAUCCACUGUUCGACUCAAAUGUUAUUUGUUAGGGGACACUGUUUACAAAUUGAUGUGUAAUGUGCGGCCAAAAGCAAUUAAAGCCAGAUCAUUGGGGAGUGGCUUCAGAUACCUUCUGAACCACUGGCAGACUCUUCAUGCUGAAUCUGUGCUUCCUUGCCUGCCUACAGUUCUG